Molecule: messenger RNA, 1110 nt
Organism: Camellia sinensis
Lineage: Eukaryota; Viridiplantae; Streptophyta; Magnoliopsida; Ericales; Theaceae
Source: RefSeq, a predicted model, not a curated record
AUGGCUUUCAUUACCAAAAGAUUCAAAAGGUUUAUGAAGAAGAAACAAGGUGUAAGGAAGUUCUUCAGAAAAGACUUCAACAAGGAUCUUCAAAAAGGAGAAAGUCAUAAAAAAUCUGAAGUGACUUUCUAUGAAUGUAACAAGGCAGGACACUACAAAUCAGAAUGUCCAAAACUCAAAAAACAAUUCAAGAAGAAAGCCAUGAUCGCAGCAUGGGGAGAAAACAGUGAUGACAGCGACUUGGAGAAGGACAUUUGCAAAAAUGAAGUCGUAAAUCUAUGCUUGAUGGCACUUGAAGAUAAGGUAAAUAAUGACUCAUUUACCUUCAAUGAGUUACAAACUGCUUUUGAUGAAUUGCAUACUGAAUUUAAAAAAUUAAGUAUGAAAAGUAGUUGUCAAAAGAAAAUGAUCUUAAGCUUAUCUCAAGAAAAGGAAUCCUUGACUUCUAAGAUCAAUACUUUAGAAAAUGAAGUCUUGACAAUGGAAAAAGAGAAAGAAUUUUCAAAGGAAAAAGAAUUUUCCAUUUCUGAAAAGAAAGUAGACGAUUUACAGAAGGAAAAUGAAAUUUUGAAAAAGGAGAAAAUUGUCUUAAAUGAAAAUAUAGAAGAUUUAAAAAAUGUUCUUUCAAAAUUUACUCAAGAAUCCAUACAUGUUGCUUUUGAUGAAUCUAACUCAUUUGCUUCCAAGAAUAUUGCUAUUGAUGAUGUUGCAGAUUCCAAUCCAAGAAUGAAAGGCAUUUACUUAUCGAAAAAUGAUGAACUUCAUUCUUCGGAACCCAAUAUUGAAGUCUCUAUGGAAGAUCUUCAAAAAGAAUAUGCCCAUCCAACGAAGGAACAUGAUCUACCCAAAGAAUGGAAGUAUGCUCAUGGACAUCCCAAAGAUCUCAUUAUAGGAGAUGCCACACAAGAAUCCAUACAUGUUGCUUUUGAUGAAUCUAACUCAUUUGCUUCCAAGAAUAUUGCUAUUGAUGAUGUUGCAGAGAAUGAAAGGCAUUACUUAUCGAAAAAUGAUGAACUUCAUUCUUCGGAACCCAAUAUUGAAGUCUCUAUGGAAGAUCUUCAAAAAGAAUAUGCCCAUCCAACGAAGGAACAUGAUCUACCCAAAGAAUAA